UCUUUUUUGAACAACGCUUGUUUUCUGUUUUAUGUGCGUGAUUAGGAAGAAUGGCAAACAAAACACAAAUAUCAACCCUAGAAACUCUUUCCGAUAUAUGCCGUAUUUGUUUGUCGAGUGACGAGGAGCCAAACAACCAAGUUGAACUUUAUCCAGUCGAAGACAUUUAUGUGGAGCAGUGUCAGCUAACUGACCUGGUCACUUCGUUUCGCGAUAUUCUUACCGUUUUUGUUAAUGACGAGAUAGAGACGCAUGGACGAACGCUGCCUUCUAUGAUAUGUUUGAAUUGUGCGAAACGAGCACAAGAUGCGUACAAAUUUGUGGAACAAUGUCGGCGAACGGAUCAGUUGUUAGAGUCUCAUUUCAGUGUUUUUAAACUAACUGAAAAACUUAAAGUCCCUCACAAAGAUCAACAUUCACCUAGUAAAAAGGAAUCGCCCAGAAAAUCUGUAAAACUCAGUGACCGUCACUCAUCCGCUGCAUCCAUCAAACCGGUACAACGGCUCAGAAAGGGCGAAAGCAGUAAAUCAGAUCCAACACGGAAACGUUUUCAGUGUGAUAAAUGUGACAAAAGCUUCACCCAAUCACAGACAUUGCGUAGACACUGCCGAACGCAUGAUAAAUCCGGUAGUAAUGUGAAAACAUGUACGUUCUGUAGCAAGACCUUUCUACGAUCCGAUGACUUGACUCGGCAUAUCCGCACCCAUACCGGAGAAAGACCGUAUCAAUGCAACAUGUGCCCCAAGGCUUACAAACAGUGGUCUGAAUUAAACGAACAUUGCUUGACGCAUACAGCAACUAAAUUGUUCAAAUGCACCGAAUGCUCCAGAGAACUAACGUCACGCAAUGGGCUUUAUGUGCACAUGAAAGUUCACAGAGGAGAGAAACGUUUUACGUGCGCACAAUGCAGUAAAAGUUUCACAACAUCCAGCGAGUUAACCGGUCAUAUGCGUCGUAUACACACGCAACCAAAUACUGCUAACCAAUCAACAGAGGAAAGUUUAUAACAUCUUCAUCAUGCAAGCAACUGUAACCACAUUCCUACGGUAAUAAAUAAGGAUAAGCUAAAAUGAAAGACAUGCAACCAACAAGUUGUAAAAUAAAAUAUGUAUUCAAAGUCAUUCCCAAAUGUGGCACCCUUUCC
Messenger RNA from Anopheles coustani, 1144 nucleotides. RefSeq names its product zinc finger protein Xfin-like. The coding region runs from base 51 to 1007 and encodes 318 amino acids. Gene Ontology annotation, biological process: regulation of transcription by RNA polymerase II. The transcript has 2 exons. Gene Ontology annotation, molecular function: zinc ion binding; RNA polymerase II transcription regulatory region sequence-specific DNA binding; DNA-binding transcription factor activity, RNA polymerase II-specific. The record is from RefSeq and is a predicted model, not a curated record. NCBI's taxonomy places the organism in Eukaryota, Metazoa, Arthropoda, Insecta, Diptera, Culicidae. Gene Ontology annotation, cellular component: nucleus.